Molecule: messenger RNA, 375 nt
Organism: Drosophila novamexicana
Lineage: Eukaryota; Metazoa; Arthropoda; Insecta; Diptera; Drosophilidae
Exons: 2
Coding region: 73-375 (100 amino acids)
Source: RefSeq, a predicted model, not a curated record
CCCGGUUAAAUAACCUGCGUCGAGAGUCAGGCCAGCCAGUUCCAAGCACAGACCCACAACCAGAGCAGAGCCAUGGGAAUGCCUUUAGUGUUGGUUGUUUUGCUGCUCCUCAGCAUCUGCACAAACGCCAGGCCGCAGGACUUGGAAACAAGCAUGUUGUUGGCUGCCGCCCAGGUGAAACAGCUGGUGGAGAGCGGCGCCGCGGCACACAACGAACAGAGCGUCGAGAUACUGGGCCAGAAGAUGGGCGGCGGCAUGAAUUUCGGUUUCGGUGAUGCGAUGCGCCCAGGUGCCGGUCGUCGCCGCAGAAGUGCUCGACUGCAGCCGGAGCUGGCCCUUGGACCCCGACAAAAGCUUGACAAAAUAUAUGCAUGA